UCUGGCGCCACAAUAAACUACAAUCCCCAGGACUCCCUAGCACUGAACCAGGGCAGCUAAAGCAGUCUCAAACUGGAUUAUUUCUGCAGUGUGCUUUGGAGACAAGCCCGUAACCCACUGCACAUACAGUAGCAGUGGCAUUACAAACUGACCUUUUUUUAAAAAAUGCUGUCUCUAUAUAUAUCCAUAAAAAUGCCAAAGAGUUGGACUGAGGACCUGCUCUGGCUCCAGCUGCUAAAAGUUUGGAAAGAGCUUUUUAAAACCAUCUCCUUUGUCUGGCCUGGGAAAAGGAUAAAGAUGGCAGAGGUCAGCAUUUGAGAGAAUCCCAUAUACAAAUUAAUAUUUCAGCAUUUCCAAUGGACUAGCUAGCCUCUUUUCUGCAGCUGUCAUGUCCACUUGGGAAGACUCAAGGAUUUUAUGUGGGUGAUAAAACAGAGGGCAUUGCAGAUUGGGCCAACUAAGAGGAAGAAUGAUGUUUUUCAGGCUGAAGCCAACCUCCAGGAGUAACUGCAGCAUCACCUGCUGGGAAAGCCAAGACUGGGCAAGAGCAACUACUCUCCUCAACGAAGAAGAAAGCAUGGCCUUCUCUGGCAAAUAUGAAGUGGAAAGCGAAGAAAACUAUGAUAGCUUUAUGAAGCGCAUUGGUCUUCCUGCUGAUGUAAUUGAAAAAGGAAGAAAUUUCAAGAUCGUUACUGAGAUAAUGCAGAAUGGAGAUGAAUUCACUUGGUCCCAAAUUUACCCAGGUGGGAAGUCUAUGGUUAACAAAUUUGUCAUUGGCAAGGAAUCAGAAAUGGAGACACUGGCUGGAAAAAAAUUCAAGGCAACAGUUAAAAUGGAAGGUGGAAAAGUGGUUGCUGACUUCCCUAAUUAUCAUCAUACUGCAGAGAUCACUGGGGGCAAACUUGUGGAGAUUUCUACAGUUGGUGAUGUAACUUUCAAGAGAAUCAGCAAGAAGCUGGCAUAAGAAGAUACUGGUGAAGGGAUAAGCCCAUUCCUUAGACUUACAGGAACAUGAGAAAUAAAAAUAAAAUGACAUAAAGU
Molecule: messenger RNA, 1041 nt
Organism: Sceloporus undulatus (fence lizard)
Lineage: Eukaryota; Metazoa; Chordata; Lepidosauria; Squamata; Phrynosomatidae
Gene: FABP6
Product: fatty acid binding protein 6
Exons: 8
Coding region: 470-964 (164 amino acids)
Biological process (GO): fatty acid transport
Cellular component (GO): nucleus; cytosol
Molecular function (GO): fatty acid binding
Source: RefSeq, a predicted model, not a curated record